GAUCGCACUCUGCUGCUGUCGGUCCUCCUUACUUUUACAAGCUGUCAGAUCUCUGCAAAGGUCCGAGACAUCAGCUGACCGCAUGGCUUCAUGAAAGUUUCAUGGACUUGGAAAACUUUCAGCGGCGCUUUAUUGGAGCUCUUGGCCUCUUUAGUUCCUGUGGAUUACUGGCAUAAAGCAGGACCCUUUGCAGCUAUUUAUUGGGGGUAUUUACCGUGUCUUCUGCUGAGUUCUGAGCCGAGAUGGGGAGCAAAGCCCUGCACGCUCCGAUCCCCCUGCACCCGGCCCUGCAGCUCACCAACUACUCCUUCCUGCAGGCCGUCAACACGUUCCCCGCGGAGCAGCUGCAGGGGCUGUACGGCCUCAGCGCGGUACAGACCAUGCACAUGAACCACUGGACUCUUGGUUACCCGCACAUCCAAGGCCUGAGGUCGACGAUCACAGAGAUGGCAGCAGCCCACGGUCUGGUGGACCCCAGGAUUUCCUUCCCAGCGUUACCCUUCACAGCCGCAGCGCAGCUCUUCCACCCUAAACAAGCAGGCUUUGCAAACGGCCUGCCCCUGCUGCACAAGGAGAGGCCGAGGUUUGACUUCGCCAACCUGGCCCUCGCUGCCACUCAGGAGGACCCGCCGAAGGCUGCGGAUCUGGCGAAGUUGGCGUCGGGGCUAGGGGGAACCAUCUCCGAGCUGAGCAAGCUGUCCCCGGACAGAAAGCCCACCCGGGGCAGGCUCCCAUCCAAGACUAAAAAGGAAUUUAUUUGCAAGUUCUGCGGCAGGCAUUUCACCAAGUCCUACAACCUCCUGAUCCACGAGAGGACCCACACAGACGAGCGGCCCUACACCUGUGAUAUUUGUCACAAGGCUUUUAGAAGGCAGGACCAUCUCAGAGACCACAGAUACAUCCACUCCAAGGAAAAACCAUUCAAAUGUCAAGAAUGUGGGAAGGGAUUCUGUCAGUCUCGAACUCUAGCCGUCCAUAAAACCUUACAUAUGCAGGAGUCUCCCCACAAAUGCCCCACAUGCGGAAGAACCUUUAAUCAAAGAAGUAACCUGAAAACUCACCUUCUCACCCAUACAGACAUCAAGCCCUACAGCUGUGGCCGCUGCGGAAAGGUGUUUCGGCGCAACUGUGACUUGCGACGGCACAGUUUGACGCACAGCCCACAUCAGGACUACUAGCCUGGACAGACUAACACAAAUAAUAAUGGACAAAAAGCAGCAAGACAAGUCAACGACUAUUUUUUUUCAAAGACAAUCUCCAAAUCAGGACACGUUUACUGCCGCACUAUUCAGAGUGGGAUGUGGUUACAUCUCAAGAGCCAUGCUUUCAGACCACCUGUACAUAUCCAGACCCUGUACAUAAUGUUUUUUUAUGUUCUGUCUUACCUUGAAACUAUAAACUUGUCAAAAAACAGUCAUAAGUUUAAAGUAUGUUAAAUUGUAUUGUAUAAUUAAA
Molecule: messenger RNA, 1455 nt
Organism: Trematomus bernacchii (emerald rockcod)
Lineage: Eukaryota; Metazoa; Chordata; Actinopteri; Perciformes; Nototheniidae
Gene: osr2
Product: odd-skipped related transciption factor 2
Exons: 4
Coding region: 243-1178 (311 amino acids)
Biological process (GO): regulation of transcription by RNA polymerase II; embryo development; urogenital system development
Cellular component (GO): nucleus
Molecular function (GO): RNA polymerase II transcription regulatory region sequence-specific DNA binding; DNA-binding transcription factor activity, RNA polymerase II-specific
Source: RefSeq, a predicted model, not a curated record